AUGGUUACUCUUCUGUUGCAGGAGCUGGAGACUGCGGUGGCGGUGGAAAACCUGGAGCUGAAGGAGCAGCAAUCGGACCGACAGGAGCUGGAGGAGACGUUGGAGAAGUUGGAGAAACACAAGGAGAAACUGGUCCAGCAGAUCAAAGCCACCAGACAGCUUUGCUACGAGGAGAGCCAGCAGAUCCUGUCACUGCAGGCAGAGGAGGCUGUGAAGGAGAACCAGGUAGAGGAGUAUGAGAAGGAGCUGGCCAGGGCUCGGUGGAGGCUCCGGAGGCUGAAGGAGGAGGUGAAACAGGCCAAGAGGAAGGUCCAGGUGGCGGGGGAGAGAGACACUCCUCUACAGGACUCUAUCCGCCAGUCCUACGAGGAGAUCCUGCAGGAGGAGCACGCCCUCUGCUCCCUCUCUGGAUCAGCGGUGACCCCUCAGUCACAAAUGGAGGGCUCCUCUUCUCCAGGCGACACAACUGAGGAUGAGCCAAUCCCAGUCAGACCCUGGGGGCGGAGCCAGAGUCUACCCGCCUACGCUGACCUCAUCAUGGGGGCAAACGACCCAGCCUUCUGCCACAACCUGGCCGACACCCGAGAGGAGGUGGACGACAGCGGCUCCAGCUCCCCAAAGAUGGAGCCUUCAGACAUGGACGACUCUUUGGAGGAGCCUGAGGUGGACUUACCCGUGCCCCGGUCCAAGGUGGACCCACUAGUGCCCCAGCCCGAGACUCCUGAGACUGGGCUGGACUUUUACCAGGCCAACCCCUUCGCCCACUCUCCAGGAGGACAUGACCUCUUCAAUGAAGACCUGUUCCCAAAAACAGACUCCUCUGACGGCUUCACCUCUGACCCCUUCAAAGGCAGUGACCCUUUCGGAGCAGAGUUGUUUCCUGAUGGUUCUCACCAGGACCCUGGGGGGGAGGAGGGGGAGCGCAGUCUAUCCUGUGCCGAGAACAAGGCCUCCACCGCAACCCAGUGUUUUGAGUCAGAGUUCCCUGAGGAGGACAGCGACAUCGAGAUCAGCUACAGCAGGGAGGACCUAGACAUGGCCGGUCAGUUAGAGGAGGAGCAGCCUGGCUUCAGACCUAUCCAAAGCUCCUCUGAAGAGCUGGGUCCAGUCCCCAUUCGAGGCUGGAGGUGUCAGUACUCGGGGGAGUCCGACCCAAAUGGGUACGAGCUGGACCUGGGGAACAUCUCUCCUCCGUCUGACAUUGAGGAGCUGAGUCUGGGAUCUGUGGGAGCAGUGGGGCUGGAGGCUAACGAAAGCCUCACCUCUGCCUCUCCAAUCACAGCGCAGCCCCAGCAGUGGAUCUCAGAACAAGCUCUGGACCCCCACAGUCCAGUGACCCCGGCCAAAGACUCCCAGGACUUCUUCCAGCAGUCGGAGCUGAAAGAGCUGAGCUUGGACGUGACCUGUGAGCCGUCCAGCCUCCAGUCCUCCUCCUACGACCCUUACGGUUUCAAGCUCUCCCCGGAACACUCCAGCCACACCCUCCUGGAUCCCAGCAGCCCCAGCACCUCGGAACCAGACCUGGUCUAUGACCCGGAGCCGGUGAGCCCGCCCUCGUCCAGCUUUGACGCCUUCGCUUCCCAUGCCUGCGACCCCUACGGGUUCAAACUCAGCCCAGAGGAGGUCAAUCAGGAAGUGCUGGACUUCAGCCCGGCACACAAGCUGCACUUCGAGGACAAGCUGUUGGUGGAAGGCGAGUUGGAAGAAACUAAUGGUGGGAAUAACUUUGGGAAGGUGAUCGAUUUUACAAUUAACGAGGAUAGCUAUGGAAACAACCUUGAGCUGAAGAACGAGGAAGGCGAGCUUCAUCCCGCAAACACUGACAACACUUUCCACUUCCACGAUGACUUAGAGUCUCAUUUCAGAAAUCGACAAGUGGAAGAUCUGUCAGAGUUCGGAGACGAGGUGUUGGACUACGAAAAUCAGGAGGUUCUUGAGCCGAUGAAAUUGAACAAAGUUGUAACGUUAGAGGAAGCCAACCAGGAGCUGUUGGACUUCACACCUGAAAACCGCGAAGUCUUAGACAUUUUGGACAGCAGCAAGGUCCUGGUGGAGUACGAGAACCGGGAAGUUGUGGAACCGGCCCAGCCAACGCCACGCUUCCAUGAUUCGCCAAUGACGCCCAAUCAGGAGGUCCCGGAUCUGGACAACGCAGAGCUCAUGGACUUAAGUUGCUUCCAGAAUCAAGAAGUUUUGAGCCACGACAACCAGAUCUUUCAUAAUCGGGAAGUUCCUGAUAAGGAUCUGGACGGAAACCAAGAGAUUAUAUGCAAAGAAGCCAACAACAAUAGGUCCAGUAACAGCUCGGAUAGUGACUGGGAGCUGAUGGGAGGCCAGGGACAAGCUGGAGGAGCUAUGAUCGGGCCUGGUCUGCUGAUGGAAGGGGAUCUGGGGGAGGUGUUCAGACAGGGCGGGUACGUGGGCUGUCCCGAUGUGGCUGACGAUCUGGAACCUCUGCGAAGAAGAGCUGCUUCUGUCAGAGAACCAGAGAGACCAGUUCGUCCCCCACGGCCAUCGCUCAGGGCCAAAGAGAAGGCUCCAGGGAUCGACCUGAAGUGA
Molecule: messenger RNA, 2559 nt
Organism: Knipowitschia caucasica
Lineage: Eukaryota; Metazoa; Chordata; Actinopteri; Gobiiformes; Gobiidae
Source: the annotation of a GenBank genome assembly